AUGAAGGAGAUCUUCGUAGGCAAACUACUGGUGCAGUUCGGCGAGGCCGCUGGAACGGCGGGUCAGUUCGCGGGGGGUUUGGGAUUGGAAGUCCAAAUUGGAAGUCCAAGAGUGCACGAAGAGCUUGCGCUCGCUCGUGACCAGAUGUACUCCGACAACUCCUACGCUUUCCGAGGGACCCAGCGCCGGCAUGGGAAACCUUGGGUGCGGAGGUCGUGGCUGGCAUUUGCACUUGCGGGGAGACCACGGACGACCUCUCGAAGCUGGCUUUCCGCUGGGUUAAUAAUGCGGGCGGUCGAGGCUGGGGCGGGAGCCAACAUCUUGUCUUUGCAGGACAUCGAAGCUCAACAUCCUCUUUCGUCCACGCGCGAGGUGGGGUGCAGUUCACAAGACGAUGACAUGCUGCCCCUGACCCGCCGGUAUUUCCACGGCCCCGUCGCCGACAGCCAUAAAUCCGGGAGGCCGAGCUCCAGAAGGCCAGGUGUGCCAGCCAAAGGGGGGGCGGACGCCAGUCAGCACGAGAAAAAAUGCCGGGAUGGCACUGAACCGCUAGCUUGCAAUUUACGACGAGAAGGUUCUUGGAGUCGUCACCGAUUCUCUGUGCGCUCAAGGCAUCCAUUUCUUCUGCCAUCUCGCCGCGUGCAGGCUGUCUCUCCUGUAUCUUCAGGCCAGCUUGCCCUUUCUCAGUCACCUGUUUUGUGUCCUUUCGGAGUUUUCUAUUCCAUCCACUACAAUUUUCCUUGCAUGGUACUGGACCUUGCAAAGCUUCUUCGCCAGCCUCCCCACCACCCGCACCCUUCACAUAUACCCCCAUCCAGCGCGUUCUUUGGCGGCCAUAGUCGUCAAAUGAACCUGCAACAUCGCCGCGCUCUGAGAAUAAUAUCUCACCCUUCGAAUUUGAAGGGUUCCUUCCACCUCGCGCGCCAGAGUCUUGCGAAAGGCUUUACCCAUGGUUAUGCUCAGUCAGUGGUCGCUGGUGUCUCGCAAAACAACCCGCUAGCCUCGUUCCACUCGCAAGAUCGAUUCCGCAAAACUAGCGCACAAAAACAGCAGCAUGCCUUUGCUUCGACUUCUACGACAGGCGCCGUCAAGGCGGCUGCCCAUGCUGACCAUCAAGACUCCGGUUUAGCUGCAUAUUAUGCAGCAUGGCAAAAGCAUCAACGCGUCGAAGAUAAAGAAUGGUCGCAGUUCCAAUUUCGAAAGCUUAUUGAGUGGAAGCCUCAAUCGACGGUGCCCAAGAGUCAGGCCGAAUCAAAAGAAGCCAGUGUCGCUAUCGAGGAGUCGGCGGAGCCUGUGCCGCCACGUGCCGGUGUCAGUCGCGCAUACAGCACAAGCACCGUUGACGACUUCAAAAAGGUUGUGCGUGACGAAAAGGCGGAGGAAGUAGCACUCGCCCAAGUGGAUGAGGCAAUCGCGCAAGAGGCCGCAAAAUUCAAGGCCGAGGUUGAAGUUGCCGUUCCCCCAGUUGAGCAAGAAAACUUGUCUCCAGUAGAGGAGGCACGUUCAGAGUCACCCGCCACCGUCUCGGAUACCCUUGUUGAUUCCACCACAUUAAGCCGCACCGAUUCCAACUUUGCCGCGAGUGUCUCUGACGUAGAUACGUACACCGAGCAGCUCCAAAAGCUCGCGGAACAGCGCCACUAUGCCGAGAUUCCAGCUAUAUUCGAGUCGAUGCUUGUUUCUGGUGUUAAACCAUCAGUUUCAUCAUACAAUGUACUUCUCUCUGCGGCGAUCAAUCUUCCAAAGACCAAACAUCAGGUCGUGCCCAAGGCUCUGGACGUCUACUCUGACAUGCUCCGUCGCCGAGUUGUUCCCAACAUCGCAACCUACACCUCACUCAUCGAGCUUCUUUCCGUACGAUCCUUGGAAGUAGUUUCUAUGAAGCAAGGUUUGGAAGAGAAGCGAGUACGAUAUGGCGGCAUGGAAGAGGAGGGCAGGUUCAUGCUUCAUUCCAACGAGACCGAGUUUGAUAUUUUGUCCGAAGAUGGAUCUCUUUCGAUUGCCGUCAAGCUUUUCGAUGCUGCUGUCAGUGCUGAAGCCGGCCGCGACCUCUCUGAGAAGACUUACCGUCUCCUGGUCACCGCUUGCGCUGAAGGCGAACGUGUUGAGGACAUGGUACGAAUCUAUGCGCACAUGGAAUCCAGGCAUGUAGUUCCGGCCGCGGAUAUGUUUGUGCCUAUGAUCCACGCUUUUGGCAAAAUCGGUGAUUUGAAGAGCGCUGUCGAAUGCUAUGACGAGUACAAGGCAUUGGCUAUUUCGCACGACAAGGGAGAAAUCAAUGUGUCGCGAAAAGACAAUGAUGUUUACGCUGCUCUAAUCAGAGCAUACACAAUCUGCGGCCGACAUGAAGGCGGACAGAAAUUCCUCUCAAAGAUCGAGAGUGCUCUCGUUGCUCCGGAAGACAUCACCUCGGUACGCGACAUUGUCAGCUUGAAGGCCUUCCUGCCGGAAUGGUUGAAGAACGACUCCUUCCAGGAAGCUUUCGUCCACGCUGCCGACAUGCUCAGCCCGCAGGCACGUCAUAUCGCCAUGGCUGCCAUUUGCAUUAAGGCUGCUGAUAAAAAUGUAAUGGACGUCGCCACCGAGGCUUUCGAUGCCCUGCCCGCUGAGGUCGAUUUGUCUCGUCCCGCUAUGGCUAUGGGCGCUAUGCAUAUCCGUAAUGGAAACAUUGAGGCCGCAGAUGUGUUCUGGAGAAUGUUGGAGCUUUCUCCUACGAAACCAGACUUCAUCGAACCGACGGCCAUGCACAGCAUUGCUCUCAUCGGAAGUGGUCACGCUGAGCGUGGCCUUCGCCAGGGCCGUCAGAUGUUUGCCCGCAUCCGAGAUUCUCAAGCGGCUUCGAACCAGGCCAAGAUGGAAAUCGUUGAGCACAUCGACGAGGCCGUGGAAGUCAUUGGACACUUUAUGAUUCGGCGAUCCAUCAUCCUCCCACCACGGGCUAGCAUGGAGUUGAUGUGGUCGAUGAUUGAGAAUGGCGGCCUGGUCACUCCAGUUGCACACCACUUGCUUGCCGGUAUGGGCCCGGAGGCUAUCGCUCAGCUCAGUUUCGAGGAUAUCACUCUUUUGAUGCAGAUCCAAUCUGGUAUAAUUCUUAACGACGCUGAAGUCGACGUAUCCCACGCCGCCCGAUUUGCCCACCUACUCGAAGUCAUCGCCUCCACUGGCUCGCCAGUGAAUAAGUCUACUGCUAGUCUCGUCGAGAAGGUACUCGUUAAGCUUGACCGCGGGGACCUACAGCAUCGAUGGUACAACUAUAAGCAUCCUGCCCCGGAACCGAUCUACUCACCCGCCGCGUUCACAGCUUACCCGGCUCAAACAGCACCUGUCCCUGCAGCAUCUACAUUUGAGGACUCCUAUGAUCCCUACGCUGCCACCACUGACAAUAAGGGUUCCGUUACCAUUACCGAGCUGCUCGAGAAAACCCAUGGCAGAUCUGCAUCACACCUCAAUGAGGCUUUGAUGAAGUUCAAGAACAUGCGCCGCGCAGGACGGCAUCCUCGAUUUUUCACCUACGCCAAACUGAUCAACGCUGCUGCAAAGGAAGACCGCUUGAACCUCGCUCACGACAUCCUCAACCUCGCUAAGCAGGACGUACCUCUCCUUCCUCAGUACCGAAUUGUCCGCUACGGAUGGGUUACUAUCCUAGACGCCAUGGUCGCCGCCUGUCUCACUACCGGUCAACGUAGUCUCGCUGCUCAGUACCACCAGGAUCUUCUCGACAUGGGCGCUGCACCUUCGGCUAACACCUUCGGUCUCUACAUCACGACACUCAAAGAAUCAACGAAGACCUUUGAUGAAGCGACCGAGGCCGUAAAAAUCUUCCUCCGCGCAAAAGCUGAAGGUGUCGAGCCCUCGUCCUUCCUGUACAACGCACUCAUCGGUAAGCUUGGAAAAGCACGCCGUAUCGACGACUGCCUAUUCUACUUCUCCGAGAUGCGGAAUCUGGGUAUCCGUCCUACGAGUGUGACAUAUGGUACCAUUGUGAACGCGCUGUGCAGGGUAAGUGACGAGAAGUUCGCGGAAGAGUUGUUUGAAGAGAUGGAGAGCAUGCCGAACUAUAAGCCCAGACCUGCACCAUAUCACAGUAUGAUGCAAUUCUUCCUCACGACGAAGCGCGAUCGGAGUAAAGUGCUGGCGUACUACGAUCGUAUGCGGUCGAAGCGGAUUGAACCCACCACGCAUACCUACAAGCUCCUCAUCGAUACAUAUGCUACCCUUGAGCCAGUUGACAUGGAAGCUGCGGAACGCGUCCUCGAGCAAAUCCGUCAAGCGGGCGCUGUCCCAGAAGCCGUACACUACUCAUCCCUGGUCCACGCGAAAGGGUGCGUUCUCCAUGACAUGGAAGGCGCACGCAAGCUCUUCGACACCAUUCUCGCCGACUCCCGUGUCCGUCCCCAAGCAUGUCUCUACCAAGCCCUCUUUGAAGCCAUGGUCGCAAACCACCAGAUCUCCGACACGCAGCCCAUUCUCUCGGACAUGAAAGCACGCCACGUAGAAAUGACUCCCUACAUCGCAAACUCGCUGAUCCAUGGCUGGGCUCUCGCUCACGACAUUGAAAAGGCGAAAGCUAUCUACGAUUCGGUAUCCAAGGACAAGCGCGAACCAAGUACCUACGAAGCCAUGACACGUGCAUUCAUGGCUGUCGAAGACCGCGCCAGCGCAAUGGCUGUCGUCAACGAGGGUCUUUCUCGCGGAUACCCAGCUGCUGUCGCAGGCAAGAUUCUCGAGUUGUUGCUAACGACACUUCUUCCCCCUCGGUUUAACCACCGGGGCUCCAUAAUCAUAUACCUAACGGAACGGAACGAAACCAUUUCCUUUGUUCAUCAUUUCCUUGUGAUUUGGUGCGUGCAGCUGGGCCAACUUUCUUUCGUUACCCGUCGUGGACCCUGUCUGUCCGUCUUUCAAAAGUCGCUUUUUCAACAGAAUGGGAUAUCCCUCACCCAUCAUGCAUUCCAUAAUCGCAAGCGAGCGGGAGGCGUACUUAAUAUGUGGCAAGCUCGUGCAUAUAUGGCGAUUAGCAUCGGGAGUGCAUGGCAUGGGGCGGGAUUAAGCUUGAUGGCGUAUUUGGGGCAUUGUCUUGCGCUUGCAUUGACUGAGUUGUGCGUAUUUACAAGAUUACCGAAUGAGACUCGAUUCUGCGUGCGAGCGCAGGAUAGAGUUGUUGUCUUGAGUGAGGGUUACGGCAUGGUCCAUCCCACAGUAAGCGUCGACGAUGUUGGUAAACUAAAGCUCACUAACGUCCCACUUGACCAGCCAAGUAAAAAUAGAAAAACGGAAACCUUGGGCCUGCCAGCGGAGGAACGGCGGAGAACCCGUUUCGGAAUCUUGAGCCUAUAUUUUGUUAAGCCGAAAACUAAUGUUGAGGCGAUUCUGAAUGUCAGACUCAGGCUUGUCACCUCAGCGAGUUUUGGGGUUUGGGAGGGUUAUGUAGAUGUCUUCGAAAACUUUAAUUCCAGAAGGAGGUUGGAAAGAAUUUGUGGUGGUGAAAGACUGCGGAGCGGCAAGGCUUCUCUCUAUGACAAGGAAUCUCUAGUUCUUGUUUACAAUUGCACACUAAUCCUGGGACCCAGUGACUAUGCUUACGUGAAUGUCAUUCAGGUUUGA
Molecule: messenger RNA, 5604 nt
Organism: Lindgomyces ingoldianus
Lineage: Eukaryota; Fungi; Ascomycota; Dothideomycetes; Pleosporales; Lindgomycetaceae
Exons: 16
Coding region: 1-5604 (1867 amino acids)
Molecular function (GO): protein binding
Source: RefSeq, a predicted model, not a curated record